CGCGGCGAGCGAGCGAGGCGAGGCUGAUUCCAUGUCCCCCGCUGCCGCCCAGCCAGACGCGCGAAGAUGAUGGCCAUGAACGCCAAGCAGCCUUUCGGCAUGCACCCGGUGCUGCAAGAGCCCAAAUUCUCCAGCCUGCACUCCGGCUCCGAGGCCAUGCGCCGAGUCUGUCUCCCAGCCCCGCAGCUGCAGGGUAAUAUAUUUGGAAGCUUUGAUGAGAGCCUGCUGGCACGCGCCGAAGCUCUGGCGGCGGUGGAUAUCGUCUCCCACGGCAAGAAUCAUCCGUUCAAGCCCGACGCCACCUACCAUACCAUGAGCAGCGUGCCCUGCACGUCCACCUCUUCCACCGUGCCCAUCUCCCACCCUGCCGCCCUCACCUCGCACCCGCACCACGCCGUUCAUCAGGGCCUCGAAGGCGACCUGCUGGAGCACAUCUCACCGACGCUGAGCGUGAGCGGCCUGGGCGCCCCGGAGCACUCGGUGAUGCCCGCACAGAUCCACCCGCACCACCUAGGCGCCAUGGGCCACCUGCACCAGGCCAUGGGCAUGAGCCACCCGCAUGCCGUGGCACCGCACAGCGCCAUGCCCGCGUGCCUUAGCGACGUGGAGUCAGACCCUCGCGAGCUGGAGGCCUUUGCGGAGCGCUUCAAGCAACGGCGCAUCAAGCUGGGGGUGACCCAGGCGGACGUCGGAGCGGCUCUGGCCAAUCUCAAGAUCCCCGGCGUGGGCUCGCUCAGCCAGAGCACCAUCUGCAGGUUCGAGUCUCUCACCCUCUCUCACAACAACAUGAUCGCGCUCAAGCCGGUGCUCCAGGCCUGGCUGGAGGAGGCAGAGGCCGCGUACCGAGAGAAGAACAGCAAGCCGGAGCUCUUCAACGGCAGCGAGCGGAAGCGCAAACGCACGUCCAUAGCCGCGCCAGAAAAGCGCUCGCUCGAGGCCUACUUCGCCAUCCAGCCCCGUCCUUCAUCCGAGAAGAUCGCGGCCAUUGCGGAGAAACUGGACCUUAAAAAGAACGUGGUGAGGGUCUGGUUCUGUAACCAGAGACAGAAACAGAAACGAAUGAAGUACUCGGCUGUCCACUGACUGUGGCGGGGCGCAGCGUUGGGAGCCAGGAGAGUCUAGGACGCAUCGCCCCCUUCCGAUGGCAGGGACGGUCGUAGGGAAAUGUUUCCUAGCAGGUCAGGCUCUCUCUCCCGAAACCAGACUUUCCCUUUUAUCCCGCCUAGUUGCCUCCCCAGCCUUCUCUUCUCUUUUAUUCCUUUCUAUUCUCACCAAAAAAGUUUUGGCGCUGGAGCGGGGUGGGAAUUCAAGGGUGGGCCUGGAGGGACUUUGUGCUGUCCGCGGUGCUGAAACUCGCCGCGCGCGCCUCCGGGCAGAGCCUCAGAGCCCAGGGCAGUGAAUGGACCCCGCCGCCCUGCCCGACGCUGGGGUGAAAGCACCACUUUGCUAAGGGCUAGGCAAAGGGUGAAGGAAUGGAAAGGAUGUGAUAAAUAAUAAUAUAUAGAGUCUAGGAUAUCUAAGUGGAACACAAACAUGUACUGGAGAUUUAUUAGAGUAUAUAAAAUACACGUAUGUUUCCAAAGGAUAGCCUUAUACUCCCUUCGCCUAAAUUUUAUCCAUCUUAGACUUUGGUUUGCCGUAAAUCCUCAUAAAAAGCAUGGAUUAGGUUCAGGGAAAGUGUACGGAGAGGUAGGGGCUCUGAGUUGCUCGAGGUAAGUAAGGGUCCAGAAAAGGAGGGUUCAGUUCAGCGACUGCAAAAGUUGGGAUUUGCAAGCAGCAGCCAGCACCAAUUCUGGCCGUUCUUCCUGACCUAGUGGGUUCUGAGUGUUAGUUACCUCCUGGUGGAGAGCAGGGGUUGGUACUGUUCCGGAUCUGACCCACUGAGGACUCUCGGACUGCCUGCUCAGCACUUCCAAAGCGAUUGUAACUUCUCCGAGUCAUAUGCAAGUCCUUCCAACACGUCUCACCUCAUUGCGCGUUUAUUACUGUUGUUAGCCUCCUUCAUUCCUCCUGUUUAUUUAACUCCACUUCUUUCCUUCCCUUUCACUGAAUGUCUCUCUGUGGAGGUUCGCUUACAGUUUUGGCGGGAAGAGGAGCAGGACCACCAACCUGGACCCUUCCUUCACACACCAGUCCCUUCACCCGCCCACCUGCCUCAUAUUUUAUUUUUUCGUUGCUUCUUGUUUGUGUGUUGCCGUGUGUGAUCUUUGGUUUCAUUCUCAAAAUAGGUACAAAUAAAAUAUUAAGUUUUCUUCUGUCUU
Fukomys damarensis (Damara mole-rat) is the source of this 2261-nucleotide messenger RNA. It is a transcript of the gene Pou4f3, whose product is annotated as POU class 4 homeobox 3. Gene Ontology annotation, molecular function: RNA polymerase II cis-regulatory region sequence-specific DNA binding; DNA-binding transcription factor activity, RNA polymerase II-specific. Gene Ontology annotation, biological process: regulation of transcription by RNA polymerase II. The transcript has 2 exons. Bases 67 to 1083 code for a protein of 338 amino acids. The record is from RefSeq and is a predicted model, not a curated record. Lineage: Eukaryota; Metazoa; Chordata; Mammalia; Rodentia; Bathyergidae.